This is a messenger RNA of Knipowitschia caucasica, 1053 nucleotides long. The record is from the annotation of a GenBank genome assembly. Lineage: Eukaryota; Metazoa; Chordata; Actinopteri; Gobiiformes; Gobiidae.
AUGGCCCCAGAGGGAGGACGAGGCCCCAGAGGGAGGAAGAGGAGGUCACAGAGGGAGGAGGAGGAGGCCCCAGAGGGAGGAGGAGGAGGAGGAGGUCACAGAGGGGGGAGGAGGAGGAGGAGGCCCCAGAGGGAGGAGGGGGAGGAGGAGGAGGUCACAGAGGGAGGAGGAGGAGGAGGAGGAGGAGGAGGAGGUCCAGGAGAGUGUUUCUCGUGUCUGGUGGAUGUGGUGCCGGUGAAGAAUGAAGAUGGCGUCGUCAUUAUGUUCAUCCUGAACUUUGAGGUGAUGAACGACGAGAGUCUGAUCCACAGAACGGACCUGAACCAUCGACUGCCCACCUGGUUAGUCACUGGUCGUCCUCGAGGCUUCAAGCUGCGUCUGCCUCUGCUGCGGUCUCUGUCCAACAGUAAGAUGUCUCUGGAGGACGUGGAGGUGGGACACAUCUCCUCCGCAGCCCCCCUCCCCCUGCACCAGGAGUCCCAGCCUGAGGCCCUGAACCUGCAGGACCAUGACUUCCUGAGCACAAACAGGUUGCCUCCCCUCGGCUGGUCCCAGGACUGUGAGACCUCAGAGCCUGCCCCCACAGGCCUCCAGGCUCCUCCCCCUCCUCUCACCCAGUCCUCCCCCUGUGUGGCCCCGUACCAGCACCGCCUCAGCCUCAACCCAGACUCGGGCUCCAACGGCUCCCUGUCCCACAGCCGCUCCAGGGAGAGCUUCCACAGCCUCCGGAGGGCCUCCUCUGUGGACGAGAUCGAGGCCAUGAGGCCCGAGUGGGAGCGCAAGAACCGACGCACCAGCAUCCGGCCAGGCAGCACGGGUGCGGUCAACAGUAAGUCCACGAUCCUGAACUCGACCUCGGACUCGGACCUGAUGCGGUACCGGACCAUCUCUAAGAUCCCUCAGAUCACGCUGAACUUUGUGGACUUCAAGCCGGACCCUCUGCUCACGCUGCCCACGGGGGACAUCGACCUCAUCGCCCCCUGCAAGCUCAUCGACCGCACCCACCACGUCACCGAGAAGGUCACGCAGGUAAGAGCGCCCCCUGUGGCCUGA